UGUACGCACCUUGGUUUCUCGGUUCAAGUUGUUUACAUGCCAAACAUCCUCCGAUAGCGAAACGAAGCGCGGUGCAAACAAAAUGAGCUCAAGUUCUUCUAAUUUUCUCGUGCUGUUAAAAACGUUUACUGAAUCGCUAGAGCGUGCUUUCGCGGUGAACGACAUCGAAGUGCUGAAAGCGGAUUACGAUGCAGCGCGGGCCAGUGAUAACGAUAAAAAGACGGCACUUCAUCAGGCGUUUCGCGAUAUGUUGCUUACGAAGGCGGAGGACAUACCGGCGAUCGAGGGUUUCAUCAGCUUUGCGGUAAACUCGUGCAGAAAGGAUAUGACCGUCGCUACGAUGCCGGUCGUACUGCUUGGUGACAUUUUUGACGCAGUCACGCUGGACCGGGCCGAACAGAUAUUUACGUACGUCGAGAACAAUGUGGCCAUUUGGAAGGAGGAAUUUUUCUUCACCGCAUGCAAGCACAAUCUGCUCCGGAUGUGUAACGAUCUGCUGCGGAGGCUUUCCCGCUCCCAGAACACGGUCUUCUGCGGUCGGAUACUGUUGUUUCUUGCCAAAUUUUUCCCAUUCUCUGAGCGCAGCGGUCUGAACAUAAUUUCGGAAUUCAAUCUGGAGAACAUCACCGAGUACGGUAUGGAUGGGGAUGAGAUGAUUGUGGAGCAACUGUCCGGUAGUACGGAAGCGGAAGUGGACGGUGAAGCGGAAGAGAACAAACUGAAGAUUGACUACAAUUUGUACUGCAAGUUUUGGGCAUUGCAAGACUUCUUCCGCAAUCCCAACCAAUGCUACAGCAAGGUGCAGUGGAAAACGUUUGAAACGCAUGCGAAAAGUGUACUGUCCGCGUUUAGCAGCUUCAAGCUGGAGGAACAUCGUGGUUCCAGCACAACCUCGAAAGCGAUCGAUGCAACCGCUGCCGCCCACUGCCCGAUGGAGGAGGAUGAAAUCCGAGAGUCGGGACACUUUUUUGCCAAAUUUCUCACCAACCCGAAGCUACUUUCGCUACAGCUUUCAGAUUCCAACUUUCGGCGCUCGGUGCUGGUGCAGUUCCUCAUCCUGUUUCAGUACCUAAAUUCGACGGUAAAAUUUAAGGCCGAAACACACGUCCUCACACAGCCACAGACCGAUUGGUUGAAGGAAACGGAAACGCAGGUCUACCAGUUGAUCGAAGAAUCGCCACCGAAUGGUAAAAAGUUUGCCAACACCGCGCGCCACAUGCUUUUGCGUGAGGAACUUUGGAACAGCUGGAAGAACGAAGGAUGCAAAGAGUUUAAACGUCCCGAAGCCGUACUAGAGGAUACGGGUUCAUCAACGGUACCGGCCGGUAGUGGUGGUUCGGCAACGGCAGGAAGUACUCCAACCUCGGGCAGUGGUCGACCACCGGCAAAACGACCCCGCAAACCGUUAGGCGAUCAAAUCCGUGAUGCAACCCGGCAGGGCAAGUUUUACAUGGGCAAUCCGGAGAUUACGCGCCUGUGGAACCUUUGUCCAGAUAAUCUGCAGGCAUGCAAAGGUACCGAUCGGAACUUCCUUCCGUCGCUUGAAACGUACCUGGAAAAUCCGAAGGAAAAGCAAGACCCAUCGUUCGAAUGGCGUGCAUUGCGGCUGCUUGCCCGUCAGUCACCUCACUUCUUUACGCUGUUUAACACACCGUCGUACAAAGUGUCCGACUACUUGGAAAGCGUACGGAAGAAGAUCCAAAAGGACAAGCUGGACAUUAAGCUGGAGCAUGCGAUACAGGAAGAGACGGCUCCAUCGAACGCUGAACAAGGGCCGGAAGUGGAAGGCGAGGGUCUGGUGGGAGAGGAAGAGCAGGAACAGAUGGAUACGGAACUGUUGAAAACGGAGCAGCUAACACCGGAGGACAAAAAUACACACAAGACGCUAGCGGUGACGAAGGAACAGCUGUCCGAGCUGGCACCGAGCAUUGGGCGAGACUGGAAGAAGCUGGCAACGAAACUCGGUUACGGUGCGGACGAGAUACAGUACUUCGAGUCGGAACAUGGCACCGUGGCGGAACAAUGUUGCCAUCUGUUGACGCUGUGGUUCGACGAUGAUAUGGACGCUAGUCUGGAUAAUUUGGCAUACAUACUGGAGGGUUUGGACAUGAUACCGGCCGCCGAUGCGGUGAAACAGAUGAUUGCUCUGCUCAGUGAGAAGGUUGAGGAGGUAUCAGAAUGAGAAACAGUUAGGUAAGUAAUGUAAUGUAAUUCCGAACGUAAUGUUCAACAAAAUAAAGAAUGGUUUAAGAAAAGUG
Messenger RNA from Anopheles funestus (African malaria mosquito), 2258 nucleotides. It is a transcript of the gene Hpr1, whose product is annotated as THO complex subunit 1. NCBI's taxonomy places the organism in Eukaryota, Metazoa, Arthropoda, Insecta, Diptera, Culicidae. Bases 83 to 2182 code for a protein of 699 amino acids. Gene Ontology annotation, cellular component: THO complex part of transcription export complex. Gene Ontology annotation, biological process: mRNA export from nucleus; signal transduction; regulation of DNA-templated transcription elongation. The record is from RefSeq and is a predicted model, not a curated record. Gene Ontology annotation, molecular function: protein binding. The transcript is spliced from 2 exons.